This is a messenger RNA of Schistosoma margrebowiei, 195 nucleotides long. The record is from the annotation of a GenBank genome assembly. NCBI's taxonomy places the organism in Eukaryota, Metazoa, Platyhelminthes, Trematoda, Strigeidida, Schistosomatidae.
AUGGAUGAUGAUGAUGAUUUGGAUGAUGAUGAUGAUUUGGAUGAUGAUGAUGAUUUGGAUGAUGAUGAUGAUUUGGAUGAUGAUGAUGAUUUGGAUGAUGAUGAUGAUUUGGAUGAUGAUGAUGAUUUGGAUGAUGAUGAUGAUGAUGAUUUGGAUGAUGAUGAUGAUUUGGAUGAUGAUGAUGAUGUUGGAUGA